AUGGCUGAUACCACAAACGGCGCUGCAACCUCCACCAACUCUCUUUCAAACCCUACCAUGAAUCUUUUCUCCUCCAUGACUACGGUUGUCAACAUCAAACUGGAUCGAACCAACUAUCCGGCUCAGAUCCUUCCAAUCCUCAAGAGUCGUAACCUGAUGGGAUAUGUUGAUGGGUCCAUCGUAUGUCCACCCAAACAUCUUCCUGGUGCUGCUGCUAUCAACCCCGCCUACACAACCUGGGUGCAGCAUGAUCAACUGAUACUAAGCUGGAUCAAUAGCUCUCUCACGCCCUCUGUGUUGUCCGUCGUCGCCAGCAAGAGGUCCUCUCAUGACACCUGGGAGGCUCUCGAGCAACGGUAUGCUUCUACGUCCCAAAAUCGUAUUUUGUUUCUUCGCAAUGAACUGAUGCAAACUAAGAAAGGAGACAUGUCUAUUGCUGAUUAUCUUGAUCGAAUGAACUCGAUUGCUGAUAACCUUGCCCUAGCUGGCAACCCCGUGAAUGAUGAUGAACUUGUCCAGAUUAUCUUGAACAAUUUGGGCCCUGCCUAUGAAAUGACAGUGAGUGCUGCUCAAGCACGUGAUACUCCAAUCGCGUACCCUACACUUGAGGCUUUCCUACUAACUACCGAGAGACGCAUGGCUGCACAGAAUGCUCAGCCUGUGGAGGCUGCUGCGGUGAAUGCUUUUGUCACUACCAGAGGUCGUGGUGGACGACUUCGUGGAAAUGGACGUGGUGCUUUUCAGUCCGCACGUGGUGGUGGUGCGGUUAACCCGCGGGGGUUCUUUCCUCGCAACAAUAAUCAAAGGCCAAACUCAGCCUGCAAUGGUGAGAAAAUUACUAACACAGGAGAACGACUCACAUGCCAGAUAUGUGGAAAACAAGGGCAUCCUGCCCUAGAUUGCUAUCAAAGAAUGAAUGCAGCCUAUGAAGGGAGAAUUCCAGCAAAACAGCUUACUGCCAUGGCAACAUCUUCGGUUCCUCUCAAUCGGCAGAAUAAUGGACAGUGGCUUUUGGACACCGGUGCUAAUGCUCAUGUGACUCCAGACAUCCAGAAUUUGGUAAACCCACAAGAGUAUAAUGGUAAUCAGAAUGUGGGUGGUGUAGGACCUCAAGACCCGGAAGACGCUUUUCCACGGGCGAUGUGAGAAUGGCUUAUACCCAUUUUUUGGUGGCGGUGGACAGUUCCAUAACCCUAUUUCAGUGUGUCUAGGCAUUCGAGUCUCGGCUCAAAAAUGGCAUUCACGUCUUGGUCAUCUUGCGUCGUCUCUUAUCAAGUUUUUAAUUUCCAAUAAACAAGUACCAAUUCAUGGUACUGCUGAUGUAAUGUUUUGUCAGUCGUGUCCUUUAGGAAAAAGUACUAAGUUACCGUUUAGUACUUCAGAGUCUGUUUCCCAAUUUCCCUUACAACUUUUACAUUCCGAUGUUUGGUGUUCUCCAGUUAUUUCAAUUAAAGGUUUUUGAUAUUA
Pyrus x bretschneideri (Chinese white pear) is the source of this 1467-nucleotide messenger RNA. RefSeq names its product retrovirus-related Pol polyprotein from transposon RE1. Gene Ontology annotation, molecular function: nucleic acid binding; zinc ion binding. The record is from RefSeq and is a predicted model, not a curated record. Bases 1 to 1146 code for a protein of 381 amino acids. The transcript is spliced from 2 exons. NCBI's taxonomy places the organism in Eukaryota, Viridiplantae, Streptophyta, Magnoliopsida, Rosales, Rosaceae.